Molecule: messenger RNA, 1239 nt
Organism: Prorocentrum cordatum
Lineage: Eukaryota; Dinophyceae; Prorocentrales; Prorocentraceae
Source: the annotation of a GenBank genome assembly
AUGACUGGGAAGACUAUCGUGAACCUCCCGUGUGAUGGCGAUGCAGAAGGUGUGGUCCCUCCUGAUCAGCAGCUUCUGGUCUGUGCAAGCAGGCAUGACGAGGGAGACCUGGCCGUUGGCCUGCAAAAGGGAACAUGUACCAGGCGGUACGUGUUUUGUUUUUCCUUUGGCGGACGUGCCGCCAGUCUUGUCGCAGUGUCUAUUAUCCUGGCCGUGGCCGUUGUUUUCAGCGUAGUAGCCGCUCGCAAGCGGGGUGUUUCUCGUAACGAGCCCAUCAGUUCCGACAUAUCUAGCCUCGCAGAAAAUUCCAGCCUUGGAGCCGCAGUGUGCAUCCUGGGCCAACUGUCGCGGCUAGAGAUUGAGAGCAAAAUGCAGAACAUUAUAGAACCGCUCGCCAACUUUACAACAGUGAAGGUGUUCUUGUCUCUGGAGACUGGCGAUCACGGGGUCUUCAACAAUCGUAUAACAGCAGAUAAAGAGGAUGUCCGAUGCCCCAGCUCGCUGUUGGACGUGGAUGGGGUGAAGGCAGCGUUUGCACCAUAUUUCAAAGACGGAGUGUUUGCGCCACAUGUGGACGAGAAUGUCACUUUGGAGAGGUGGCCGAAGCUGUACAAAUGGAAGCACCCAGGCAACAACGCACAUGACAUCGCUCAACGAAGGAUCCACAUCGCCAACGUCGCCAGCCAACUGAGACACCAGAAGGUCUGCUCGGAGUUGAUCCAACAGAGCGAGGUGUCUACAGGGGGUAAAUACGAUAUUGUGGUCAAGGUCCGCGACAACACCAUCGCGAUGCGGCCUGUGGCGCCAGACAAGCUUCUAUCAAUCACAGAAGUCGUCCUCAAGGAUUGUAGUAAGUGGGGUGGCGUGAACGAUAAAGUCAUGGCGCUCCCACGCAAGCAUCUCGAGAAGAGCUUGGGCGCCACAUAUCCUUCCAUGAUAGCCGUCAUGAACGAUGACCCGCUGGAUCAUAAGCUACGGUCAAUGUCGGAUCAGUCCGCAAACACGGAACAAGUGGUCAUGCAUACGCUUGUUGGGAAUGCCGUUCCUUUCCGCGAAUUGACGUUCGAGAAGGGCGACCGAGAUGGUGGGGCACGAUGGCGAAUCUGCCUUUCGUGGACGGCAGGUGCUAUGCUGGCAAGGAGCCAGGAAGCGAAAACCGUUGGUGCAUCGUGUCUCACUGCAAGGACUGCUGGCCGAGCACACCCUGGACGUACAACGUUUCCUGCGAGGUGGCCGUGA